CUCACUUCCGGUGUAGAACUUCCGGAGACAAUCGUAGUUCGAAUUUACUCUGACUCUAACCGAGACGUAAUAAUAGACCAGUGCAUAACGCGUGAACCGACAAUGACGAUUUGUUUUGUGUUUGGGUGUAAUCACCAGGGAUUACGGCGAACAUGCAAGAUGUUUAGAUUCCCAUCCAGUGCCGGGUUGUCAACGAAAUGGGAAAAACUAUGCAGACGUAAGGACAGAGCCGUAGUGUUGCAGAGUGACAGGAUCUGCAGCUGUCAUUUUGUGGAUGGGGACAAGAAUAAUGGCCCAACCAUUUUUCCAUGGAGUUGUGGGAAACUGUUUGAUUUUCCUGAUCCAACCAAAAUAAAUAGAACUGAGAGAAAAGAAAAUCAGAAGAUGGCUGUUUCCAGCACAUCCACAUCUGCAUUAUCAGCCAUGCAUUGUGCAUCAUCUAUGGAUUCAACAUCUGCACACAUAAAUCUGGAUCACAGUUACCAGACUUCCUAUCAUCAUUUAAAGGAAGAGAAUCAGAACCUGAGGCGCGAGGUUGAGGAAUUAAGAAUACAAAUCAGAAUGAUGUCCAUGAAGCGAGCGUUCAGAAUUGGCGAUAUCAUAGAUGACGAGAGAAAGGUACGUUUCAGAUAUCAUGAGUAGUACAUGUAUUAAAAAAAAUGGACAUUCGUCAUUAUCAGAUUAUUGAUACAUGCACGUCAAUAUUUAGUGUUUGAAGUUAUGAACACUGGUAGGAAUGCAUAGUUCAAUGCUAUAUUUAAGUUUUAUAUACCUUGAUGAGAUAUUAUUUACAGAUCUUCUGAUUUUAUCAUUGAACACGAUACUUUGUGAGGCAUUUCUUUUUCAGUUUAUAUUUUGAUAACGGGCCUACUGCUGGACAGUUCAUCAGCCUGUGAAAAAUGACGGAAAUAGUAGAACAAAUGCUCUGCCAGGAAAGAAUAUCAUACUGCUUAUGUUUUGUACAAUGGGUUAUUAAAAUGCUGCUGGACAGCAUUUUCGUUUAUCAGAAACAAGUCUGUUUUUAAAACAAAAUGUAAAAAAUAAAAAGAAAUAUAUCUUCAACACAAUGUGUUUCACUGUCAU
This is a messenger RNA of Magallana angulata, 1083 nucleotides long. RefSeq lists its product as uncharacterized. The coding region runs from base 103 to 642 and encodes 179 amino acids. The record is from RefSeq and is a predicted model, not a curated record. Lineage: Eukaryota; Metazoa; Mollusca; Bivalvia; Ostreida; Ostreidae. The transcript has 4 exons.